This is a messenger RNA of Zonotrichia leucophrys gambelii, 1229 nucleotides long. RefSeq names its product SPC24 component of NDC80 kinetochore complex (gene SPC24). Gene Ontology annotation, cellular component: Ndc80 complex. Gene Ontology annotation, biological process: chromosome segregation. The coding region runs from base 554 to 1192 and encodes 212 amino acids. The record is from RefSeq and is a predicted model, not a curated record. The transcript is spliced from 6 exons. Gene Ontology annotation, molecular function: microtubule binding. NCBI's taxonomy places the organism in Eukaryota, Metazoa, Chordata, Aves, Passeriformes, Passerellidae.
ACGAGGGGAACCCGGGAACCGAGGAGGUCAGGAGGGGUCACGGAGGGGUCAAAGGGGUCAGGGGGGGUCACAGCGAACUCGGGGCCAGGCGGGACAAUGGGAGGGGCUGGGGACCCCCCGGGACCCCCCCUGGGUUACGGGAACCCCCCCAGACCCUCCCGGGGCCCGAAUCGCCGCUCCCCCCCCACCGGAACUCCCCGGUACCGCCCCCGCAAGGCCCCGGGGUCCCCCCACCAAACUCCCGUCACCCCGAGAGCCUCCAGGUCCCCCUCACCGAGCCGCGUGUCCCCCAGGCGCCCCCAGAGCCCGCGGCCCGCCCCGCCCGCCGCCGCCUCCGCCGCCAUCACCGGAGAGGCUCCGCGCCGCCGCCCGGAACCAAAGCGCCGGGGCCGCGGGGCGGGCGGGAAGCGGGCGCGGUGACACACGGGGCGGGCGGAGCCAUCGCGGGGUGGGCGGGACCAAUGACAGUAGGGGGCGGGGCUGCGCAUGCGCGGAGCGGCCCCGCCAGGUUCAAACAGCGCGCGGGAGAGAGCGCGGAGAGAAAGCGGAAAAAAUGGACGCCGGCGGGCUCCCCCCGGUGGCGGUGGCGGAGAAGCAGAGCCAGGAGCUGCUGCGGCAGCUGAGCUCGGGCGGCGUCGAGGAGCUGCUGCGGCGGGGGCUGCAGCGGCGGGAGCGGCUGCACCGGCGGCUCCGGGAGGCGCAGGGCCGGGCACGGGAGCUGGCUCAGGGUCUCUCUGAGGCCGAGGCCGGGCUCUGCCAUCGCCUCCGGGGCGCCCAGGCCGACGCGCAGCGGCUCCGGGGCCGCAGGCAGGAGCUGGACACGGAGCUGUGCCAGGCCCAGGGCAGCCUGGGCACUGCCAGGGACAGAACACAGGCGCUGCGCCGGGCCCUGCAGGAGCUGCAGGAGCAGCUGCAGCAGAACCAGGACGAGGAGGAUGAGGAGCAGAGCCUUCCUCCCGAUGUGUACGUGGCCCAGCUGUACUACGAGAUCAGCAGGAUCGACUGGGACUGCAGCGCCGAGCCCGGCCGCAUCCGAGGGGUUCACUACGGCCCCGACAUCGCCGUGCCCCUGGACCUGGACGGGGCCCAGCACUCGGGCACCUUCGUCAGCGACUUCCUCUGGGGGCUGGUGCCCACCGAGUGGAGAGCCCGGAGACCCCCGGUGCUGCCCCGCGAGCCGCCGGCACCGUGAGACCCCUCCCCAUUAAACCACUCCUCUCUUUAUUCUC